Molecule: messenger RNA, 1586 nt
Organism: Dreissena polymorpha
Lineage: Eukaryota; Metazoa; Mollusca; Bivalvia; Myida; Dreissenidae
Exons: 2
Coding region: 237-1574 (445 amino acids)
Source: RefSeq, a predicted model, not a curated record
AACAAUUUUUUGGUGUGAAAAACAUUUUUAUUUGAUCUUUUCAAAUAAUUUGUUAAUUAUCAAAGUGUAAUAAUAACACCUAAAAUUAAAGGAGUUUGUUCACACCAUUAUUAUUAAAAUUCAUUUGAAGAUGUUGUUGUUUGAUUUUAUGAAUUCUAAAGAAUAUUGCAUCUUUAUGUCGUGGCAAAAGAAUAUCAAAACAUCAAACGUAACAAAGUUAAUAAGACAAAUACUCAAUGCAAAUUGUUUUUACUCAUUGUCCCCAUAUAUACCAGAACAAUUUUAGAGAAUAUCAUACUAUAGGUAUAUAUUGUUACUCUGUCAAAAUGCCCCCAAAACAAAUAUUUUUGUGUAUUGAUUCAAAUUGUAAAAAAAAGCAUGUUAAUAGUUCUGAUUUUGCUGUUUCAUGUGAUAAUUGUGGAUUAUGGCAGCAUAUUAGAUGUGGUGAUACUGGAAUCAGCAGGAAAGAGUAUAAGCAGGCUGUAGAACAAGGGCUUGACAUUCCUUUCAAGUGUAUCCCCUGUCUUCUGCAAGAACAAAAUGUUAUUAAUGAUGCAUCACGAGACGACACUCAGGAAAUGGAGCCCAUGGACGUCCAACUACAUGAUGACCUUGAACCUGAGCCUUCACUUGUUGAUCUGAAUGAGUCUCUUGAUGAUGCCACACCAGAGGACACUCACGAAAUGGAGCCCAUGGACGUCCAACUACAUGAUGAACCUGAACCUGAGCCUACACUAGCUGAUUUGAAUGAGUCUACUACCAUUGAGUCUGAACCCGAGCCUGAACCUGAGCCAGAGCCUGAAAUUGUCAACGCCAACGACAGUAUUACCAUUGACACACCUUUUGAGCGUCCCCAAGAGAUUGUCGAGAAUUCCAUACAAGAAGCGCCACUUAACACGUCGAUCGUAGAAGAGCAACCCGUGGUCUUCCACCAUCUCCCAACAGGUAGCAAGCACGGCAACCCUAUCGUCAUCAGUACAGAUGGAUACUCGUACUCAGUCUUUAAGACGUUGAAGAAUGGCGGUACAAUCUGGCGAUGUAGUGUCAGGAACAAGAAUGUGAAGUGUCAGGCGAAGCUCACAAGUAAUGGCGACAAGUUUGCUCGAAACAGCACCAACCAUUGUCAUCCCGCUGAUCCAAGUCUGCUGUACAAGAAGGAAAAAUCUGUGAAAAUCAAGGAAGACUCUUCAAACCAUCUGUACCACUCCGCUAUGGACUUGGCGAGAACUGCUCUUUCUGACAGGGGUACCCGCCCAAACCUGCCAACAGCAGAGUCCCUCCAGAGGAAGGCCAACCGUCACAGAAAGAGCCAAAGACCGUCAGAGCCAACUAACCUGGAGUUUGCAGUGAAUCAAGACUAUCUGAACUGCGGGGACUACAUCAUAGCCGACCUGCGUGUUGACAGGGAACGGCACAUCCUCUUUUCCACACCAAGGCAACUGGAAAUACUACGGUCAACCAAGCGCUGGUUUAUGGACGGGACCUUUAAAGUAAGUGUUUAUUUAAUUGUAUAUUCUCUUUCAGGCUUUGGGGAUUUUAAUAGUACCAAUACAUAUGGCAAUUAUUUUAUUUAACUAUGUUUUAUA